UAGUGAGAGAGAAUAUAAGUGUGGCUUGUUUUAGAAUAAACAAAAUGUUAGCAUAAUAAUAAACAAUAAAUAAAAGAAAAACAGACAUGCUCUGCAACGACUGAAUUUUUGGUUCUUCGUCGACCUCCUCCUCUUCUCCUUCUCCUUCUGCAGCUAUUUCCUUCCCUUUUUCUUCAUAAUUCUCAUCUUUCUCUGUUCGUCCACAUAAAAUAAAAAAAAAAGAAGAGAUACAGAACAAGAAAAGGGAUUCAUUCUUCUCUCUUUCUUUUUUGAGCUUUGAUUGCAAAAAAGAGAGAAUCAGUCUUUGCUAUAGAGAACCCGAAAUUCUGUUUUCCUGAUACCAACCAGCUUUAUCAUUUGCUUUUAGUUUUACCCACCACCUCUUUUUUCUCUCUCACUUCGGAAAUGGGGGGCCAUGGAUUUCAAUGGGUUGGUUUAAUCAGGUAAUUUCUCGACACAUUUCGGGGCCUGCUUUCGAAAUUCAGACCCUCAUCUUCGUUUUCUCCCAAUGGCGUGAUCUUCGAGGUGUUUCUACACUUGAGCUUCAUCUGCUUUGGAUAUAACUUGUGUUUUUCUUCUUUGGUUGAGAAAUCUUUUUUGGGUUUUUUUUUUUUUUUUUCUGUGGUGAAAAUUGAAAUGACGACCAAUUUGUUGGAAAUGCAAGAACCGAGCAUUGAUACGGAUAAGCUCAGCUAUGAGAUUUUUUCAAUUCUCGAGACCAAAUUCUUGUUUGGGUAUGACGAUCAGAAGCUUUGGAUACCCAAGCAGAUCUCUCCGGUUAUUGAAUCCAGGCCUGAGGUUCAUCCUCGCCCGGAAGUUCAACCGGAAUCCAUGAAUGGCGUCUCCGCGAUUAAGAACCAGAGGGGAAAAAUCUGCAUUCUCAGCAUUGAUAGCGGCGGCAUGCGAGGGAUUCUGUCCGGUAAGGCUUUGUCCUAUCUUGAACAAGCUCUCAAGACGAAAUCCGGCAAUCCAGACGCUAGAAUCGCCGAUUAUUUCGACGUUGCCGCCGGAGCCGGUAUUGGAGGCAUUUUCACGGCCAUGCUUUUUGCGACGAAGGACCAGAGCCGUCCAAUCUACAAUGCAGAGUACACGUGGCGGUUCCUCGCUGAGCAAGGGAAACGAUUCUACCGUUCGUCUUCAAGCUCCGGAAACGCCUUUUUCCGGCGGCUUCGUAAACCUCGCGGCUCAUCCUCCGCCGCCACUGCUACGGCCGGUUUGGAGAAGGCGAUGAAAGAGGCGUUUGUAGAGAACGGUAGAACCUUAACGCUCAAGGACACUCUGAAACCGGUUCUAAUCCCUUGCUACGAUCUCUCCAGUACGGCGCCGUUUCUGUUCUCUCGAGCCGACGCUCUCGAGACGGAGAGUUUCAAUUUCCGGCUAUGGGAGGUCUGUCGAGCCACAUCGGCCGAACCAGGCGUAUUCGAACCGGUUCCAAUGCAGUCCAUCGACCGCCAAACGCAGUGCCUGGCCGUGGACGGUGGAUUGGCCAUGAGCAACCCGACGGCGGCGGCGAUCACGCACGUGCUGCACAACAAGCAAGAGUUCCCGUUCGUGCGAGGGGUUGAGGAUCUUUUGGUUCUGUCUCUAGGGACUGGUCAACUGUUUGAAGUGAAUUACGAUUACAAUGAAGUGAAGGGGUGGAAGGCGAAGGAGUGGGCUCGGCCCAUAGCUCGAAUCUCCGGCGAGGGCGGGGCCGACAUGGUGGACCAGGCGGUGGCGAUGGCUUUCGGGCAAUGUAAAAGCAGUAAUUACGUGCGAAUUCAGGCAAAUGGAUCCAGCAGUGUUCAAUGCGGUCCUAAUGUGGAAACAGAUCCAAGCUCCAGCAAUGUAAAUAUGCUGGUUGGAUUAGCGGAAGAGAUGCUGAAGCAGAAGAAUGUUGAAUCUGUUCUGUUUGGAGGGAAGAGGAUUGCAGAGCAGACUAAUUAUGAGAAACUUGAUUGGAUUGCUGCAGAGUUGGUUCUAGAGCAUCAGAGAAGGAGUUGCAGAAUAGCUCCUACUGUUGCUUUCAAGCAAGUGUUACCCUCAAACCCAUAGGAAAAAUAAAACUCAAGAGAUAGAAGAAGGGAAGAUUACAACCUCUCAGAGAGAGAGAGAGAGAGAGAGAGAGAAAAGAAGCCUUCAUUAUUAUUAGUAAGUUUUAAUAUUGUAUGUGGAGAUGGUAAGGGAGGCUGGGGAGUUGAAGGAAAAGGACGAGACAAAAUGGUCAGAAAAAGGGUGAAAAAUCUUAGUGGGAUACUUUGCCUGCCUAAGGCAAGGCAUUGUGGUGUCCACUCCACCCUUUGUUUCACAAUGCCCCAAAGCUUCUAAAAAAAACACACAUAUACACAUUCAGAUCUCAAGUCUUUUGCAAGUCAAACAAAAUAUUUCAGGUGUGAAAUUGAAUUUCAAUACCCCCUUUCUUUUUCCUUUAUAUUUUAUAGCUUU
Messenger RNA from Benincasa hispida (wax gourd), 2424 nucleotides. It is a transcript of the gene PLP6, whose product is annotated as PATATIN-like protein 6. The record is from RefSeq and is a predicted model, not a curated record. NCBI's taxonomy places the organism in Eukaryota, Viridiplantae, Streptophyta, Magnoliopsida, Cucurbitales, Cucurbitaceae. Gene Ontology annotation, biological process: lipid metabolic process.